Daucus carota subsp. sativus is the source of this 1976-nucleotide messenger RNA. RefSeq names its product putative SWI/SNF-related matrix-associated actin-dependent regulator of chromatin subfamily A member 3-like 1. Lineage: Eukaryota; Viridiplantae; Streptophyta; Magnoliopsida; Apiales; Apiaceae. The record is from RefSeq and is a predicted model, not a curated record. Gene Ontology annotation, biological process: DNA repair. Gene Ontology annotation, molecular function: ATP binding; ATP-dependent chromatin remodeler activity. The coding region runs from base 539 to 1645 and encodes 368 amino acids. The transcript is spliced from 4 exons. Gene Ontology annotation, cellular component: nucleus.
ACACAUAUCUCUCCAUCUAGGGAUAAAAAGAAUGAACUCCCUCUCUCCAUCUAGGGAUAAAAAGAAUGAACUCCCAGUUUUCAAUUCCAAUCUGUUUUACAUAUGUGGGUACUGUAUAGAUGUUAUACAAAUCUACAUACAUAGUCAAAGUCAUCACAUCACCAGCACGGUCCUUUCCAAAGGAAGUAUCGAUGCAAUUGCUAUGGUGGAGAUCCAUUCAAAAAGUAGAUGGGAUGAUUGAAAUUGUUGUUUUUAGGUAUUUUAUCAUCGGGAUUGUUCUUGGUACAUUAGUAAAAUUGGGUUUUAUUUGGUCUUCAGGUGUUACUGUGCAAGUAUGCAAGUCUUGCACAGUAACAUUGGUUGUGUCCUCAGCUGGAAAUGUGUCUAAUUUGAUUGAUCUUGUAGCUUCCAGGACAACAUUGGUUGUGUCCUGGAAGCUAGAGUUGUGAGUGAUGGUGCGGUGGUGGAAGUGGUGGAGACGCCGAGGGAAGUGGUGAAGACGGAGUUGUUUUUGCAUCAGAAGAAGGCGUUGGCUUGGAUGGUGAAGACAGAGAGUUGGGCUGGGAUGCCACCUUUUUGGGUGGAGCAGUGUGAUGGGAGUUUUGUUAAUGAGGUUAUGAAUGUUGGGGUGGCGCAUAGGCCGAGGGCUUUGCGUGGGGGGAUUUUGGGGGAUGAUUCGGGGAUGGGGAAGACCUUGACUCUUCUUUCUUUGGUUGCGUUGGAUAAGUGUAGUUAUGAUGGUGGUAGUGGUAGUGCUAGUGGUAGUGGUUCGGGGAGUGAUGUGGUGGAUGAUGGUAAGGAGGAAUUUGCUAUUUAUCAAGGUAAGGAUCCAAAGAGGGCGAGAGGGAGUAAAGCGGUGGAUAGAAUGAGGAAAAGGCAGAGAGUUGUAGGAGAGCUAAGUAAUGAUGGAAAUGCGUUGAUUGAUCUUGUGGCUUCCAGGACAACAUUGGUUGUGUCCUCGACUUCUGUGUUUUCGACGUGGAAAGAGCAAUUGAAAAAGCACACGAAGCCGGGGAAGUUAAGUGUUUACCUGUAUUAUAAACAGAGGACUGAUGACCCAAUGGAGCUUAUAAAGUAUGAUUUGGUACUCACCACAUACUCUUUAUUGGCGUCUGAACUGGAAUCGGGAUCACCAGUAUUCCAAGUACCUUGGUGGAGGGUGAUUUUGGAUGAAGCACAUCUGAUUAAGCACUUCACUCCUACACAAGCCUCUGCUGUACUUAGGUUAAAUGCUAGACGGAGGUGUCUGGUCACUGGAACUCCCAUACAAAACACUACAAUUGACUUGUAUUCUCUCAUGUCCUUUUUGAAAUAUAAUCCAUUUACAGACAAACACUCCAGGAAAAAGACGCUGCUAAAGCCAGUGGACACUAGUGAGGUCACUCGGUUAGAGGCUGUAAUGGAAGCCAUCUGCUUGAGGAGGACAAAAGAGCAGAACAUACUCGGAUUGCCUCAAAAAAUUAUGAAAAUAUGUUCUGUCGAUCUUUCUGCCGAGGAAAGGGAGCGUUAUGAUCAGAUGGAAGUGGAGGCUAAGACUGCCGUUCAGGAUUACAUCUCCACAGGCAGUCAGAAUCCACUAUAUAGCCGUGCUUGGCAUAGUUCUUCGACUCCGCCAGACAUGUACUCAUCUGGACCUAUGCCCUAAAGAUCACAUUGCAACUCUUCCGUGCAGCAAUAAAGAAGGCAUGAUCUCUGAGAUAGUUUUAGCAUACACAUAUCCUCUUCCUGGGGCCCUGGUGGAAUCCAGCAGUUGAUGGACAAGCAAUGGACAGAGUACUUCGGAUAGGAGCAUAGCCUGAAAAAGCAUCGAGGAGCGGAUACCAGAGGUCCGGGAUGGGAAGAAGAGGAUGGCAUCCAAAGCUUUAGACAGGAAGCCUGGGCAUUAAUACUUUAUAGCUGUGUAAAUAAUUCUGUACUGAAUUCAUUUCCUGUCUUUGCAUAUGCAAUACACGAACUAUUGGAAUAUUGUAUUAUAG